AUGUCAGCUUCCAACGAUGUUUCUGAAUCCGAUCGUAGUAAUCUUAGAACUGAACAACUAACCAAUAACCCUGAAACAAACAAUUCCGGCAUGUUUAACUCCAUGUCUAACUCUACAUCUAACUUUACACCUAACUCUACACCUAACUCCAUGUCUAACUCCACGUCUAACUCCAUGUCUAACUCUUUUACGCCUAACUCUAUGCUUAAAUCUACGUUCAACUCUACUAUGCCGAAAUCUAUAUUUAACGUGUCUAACUUUACAUCUAAACCAACAUUGAAAAGUAAUCGCCAAAAAAAUAAAGAUCCUAAAAGCUCUUCCAAAAGUUCUGCCUCUUCCAAAGGUUCUUCGAAAGGUUUUUUGAAAGGUUAUUCAAGAGGAUCUACCAAAGAUUCCUCCAAAAAAAGAGGUCAUCUUAAUGUUCUUACUGAUAACUUCAAUUAUAUCAGAGACGAAGACGAUGAUUACAAUAAUUAG
Messenger RNA from Dentiscutata erythropus, 477 nucleotides. Lineage: Eukaryota; Fungi; Glomeromycota; Glomeromycetes; Diversisporales; Gigasporaceae. The record is from the annotation of a GenBank genome assembly.